Penicilliopsis zonata CBS 506.65 is the source of this 2586-nucleotide messenger RNA. RefSeq lists its product as hypothetical. The record is from RefSeq and is a predicted model, not a curated record. Gene Ontology annotation, cellular component: cytosol; nucleus. Gene Ontology annotation, molecular function: cysteine-type deubiquitinase activity; cysteine-type endopeptidase activity. The transcript is spliced from 5 exons. Gene Ontology annotation, biological process: protein deubiquitination. The coding region runs from base 1 to 2586 and encodes 861 amino acids. Lineage: Eukaryota; Fungi; Ascomycota; Eurotiomycetes; Eurotiales; Aspergillaceae.
AUGAUGAACCAUCAUCUGCCCGCUAUGCCCCAUGGGCAGCAGCCCAUGCCGCCGCAGCGACGGCAGCACGAGAUGCCCUACGCAGCAGGGCCCCCGAAUAUGCGACCUCCGCCGGCUUAUAUGCCUUACAGCCCCCACAUGAACGGACACCCGCCCCCGACCUAUUCGCCGCAGCAAUAUGGGCACUGGUAUCCGGUCUAUACCCAGAUGCAGCUGCCACCGCGCCCGUAUCAGCAGUCUCCCUAUGCACCUUUGAUUGUUUCCUCGUAUCCUCCUUCGCAGCCUGUUAUUCCCGCCGCUCAUGUUCCGCCACCGUCGAUGCUGCAACCGCGCACCGCCACUCCCCAUCAGCUCCCGAUGUCUCCGGCGGCCAGUGCGGUUCCCAGUCAGUUAGAGAUGCAAACACCGUCUCCCGCGGCAGCCCCAGUUAAUGACUCUGUGAACUCCCCGGUAUUAUCCCCGUCAUUCUCGACCAACGUGAAGCUGGCGCCGACAGCACCGGAGCCCUUCCGUGCACCUGUUCCUUGGUUGUCUGUUCCUGAAUGUCCAUUUCCUGCAAGAGUCCCGCGCAGACGGCGUAGAGGUCGUAUCAAUCCUGCCUCCGCUUUCUCGGUCGAGCUUCCUGCGAAAGAUACCCCCCUUCCCUCUGACCAGACCGAACUCAUAGACGCUGUGAAAACUUCGGAAUCUCUCGUCCCACAAGCCCCAUCCGAGCCACAGACUCCCACCACCUCUGCUGUCCCUUCAGAGGCAGACUCGACACACCCGACCACGCCAUCUUCGACGGCUCCCCAGUCGUCAGUGCGGACCCAGUCGAAAGGUUCCAAACCUGCGGUACCUCUCGUUCCCAUUGUCCCGAUUAUUCCGCAGAUUGCGGAUAUUCCUCGUCAGCCGGCGAAGGAUGGCGCGGAUUCUACGAAGACAGAAGAAAAUCAUUUAUCGACCUCUGCGGCCGAUGCUUUCGCAGAUUCGACGAAACCGGCUUCUUCAGCUCCUGCCGUCUCUGCCGUCUCCAAGUCCUGGGCGGAUCUGGUCCGUUCCAAGGCCGCCUCGCGCGCCGCAGCCGCCUCAGGAACCGAGUCUACUGAGUCUAGAGGCCUUGCAGUUCCCAAAAGCGAAACUCUUGCAGAUGUUCUCAUGACCAUGGGGGACGAUGUCUCGCAAUACGCUGAAAAAGUGGCCUUUUUAGAACCUCGAGGGCUUGUAAAUACUGGAAACAUGUGCUACAUGAAUUCUGUCCUACAAAUCCUUGUGUCUUGCGUGCCAUUUCAUCAGUUUCUGGACUAUAUCGGUCGUCGGGCUGCCCACAGCUUCCAAAGCGAUCUCCCCUUGAUUGACGCCAUGAUCAUGUUCGUACGAGAAUUCCGUGUCAUUGACGCGGCGCGCUCCGAGGAACAAUUAAAAUUACGGCUGAAGCCAAAUGAAUUAGAGGAAUACGGUGACGCAUUUACGCCAGAAUUUGUAUAUGAAGUCAUCAGACAGUUACCACGAUUCCGUGAUAUGAGGCGCGGCCACCAGCAGGAUGCUCAGGAGUUCCUUGGAUUCCUUUUGGAAGAGAUGCACGAAGAAUGCGUCCGUGCUUCUAAGCAUACAUCUGUAACCAGGCCAGACGAUUCCAUCGACGCUACUAACCAAUCUGGUGAUGGGUGGCUGGAGGUUGGUCACAAACAGAAAGCUGCCAUUACUAGAUCCUCCGGACAUAUUGCUUUGGAAUCCCCCAUCACACGUAUCUUUGGUGGGAAAAUUCGGUCGGAAUUCAAAGUGCCAGGCAACAAGAACUCUGUGACGCUGGAACCUUACCAGUCGCUCCAACUCGACAUCGGGUCACCAGACGUGCAUAACAUCAUCGACGCUUUGAAGGGUCUUACCAAAUCUGAGAGCAUCCAGGGCGAUUUCAACUCAUCUCGUGGCCCUAAUGUCACGGCCACCAAGCAGAUUUUCAUUGAAAGCUUGCCGCCUGUGCUGAUCCUCCAUCUGAAGCGGUUCCAGUAUGAUAGCGUGACGAGAGGCACACAGAAGAUCUGGAAGAAGAUUGGGUAUCCUCUUGAUCUGGAGAUCCCGCGCGAGGUGCUCCCGCCUCACCGGCGGAAUUUGAUGACUCCCCAGGGUGGACUGCCCAAGUAUCGUCUGGUCGGAGUCAUCUACCACCACGGCAAGAAUGCUAGCGUUGGACACUAUACCGUGGAUGUUCGACGCCAGGACGGACGUGAAUGGAUUCGUAUGGAUGAUACGAUGAUCAGGCGCAUCCGCAGCGAGGAAGUCGCUGAGGCUGGCGGUGAGGAGGACCCCAAGGUCCUCGCCGCGGCUCUGGAGCAACAUAAACGCGACAAGGAGCCAUACAGCAACAUCUUCGAUCACAUCGAUCAGAACGAUCUCGAGGACUCGGACGGUGACCGGGGCUGGAGCCAAGUCAAUGGAUCGGGCACAGCAGGGCACUCCAGCAAGAAGUCCGUUUCGACCGGUGUCAACGGUGUCUCAACGUCUACCGUCUCCGGGUCGUCUUCGGGCGUCAGAACGCCCAUCGGCAGAUACGGCACGCGCGACAACAAGGUUGCCUAUCUGUUGUUCUACCAGCGGAUUGCCUAA